Exophiala viscosa is the source of this 1204-nucleotide messenger RNA. RefSeq lists its product as uncharacterized. NCBI's taxonomy places the organism in Eukaryota, Fungi, Ascomycota, Eurotiomycetes, Chaetothyriales, Herpotrichiellaceae. The transcript has 3 exons. The record is from RefSeq and is a predicted model, not a curated record. The coding region runs from base 212 to 1084 and encodes 290 amino acids.
GACCACAAUCGCACUCAGCAUUGAGUCUGCGUCAUGUCAGACGUGAAGUCUUCAGGCGCCCAAUCGCUUACUUCAGCCUUGUGCCCACGUGGAUGAUGUUACUACAGCUAUUCUAUACCUGUAAUUCAGUGCUCUCGAAGCCAACCUCCUCCUACCAAACGAAUACGAGUGCUUCUGGAACUUUCGAAGUUGGGCUGAGCCUCUCUAUACCAUGUCUGAGCAGGAUUUUGCUCGUCUGGGCAACUAUGCCCUCAUGCUGCAAAAAUCGCCAGCGAUCGAUAGGCGCAAAUGCAUGCGCACUGUGCCAAUGGAGGUCUUAUCGCUCGGGCCUUCGAGGACCGGUACUCUGUCUAUGCAGCGAGCCUUCGUAAUAUUAGGCUACGCAGAUCCUUACCAUUUCUCUAGCAUUUUCGGCAAUGUCAAAGACUGCGACAUGUGGAAAGAGGCCUUCCACGCCAAGUAUCACGGUCGAGGCUCUUUCGGAAAGGAACAGUGGGACCAGCUGCUCGGACAUUGCAGUGCUGUCACCGAUUUCCCAUGUGCAUAUUUCGGACCAGAGUUGAUGGAUGCCUAUCCGGAGGCACGAGCUGUGUUGGUUGAACGGCAUGUUGACAAAUGGGUCAAAAGCUUCGGAACGCUGAUCAAUGAAGCAUACCACCCCGUGUCGACUAUUCUUGGCAUAUUGGAUCCAACAUGGAUGGGACGCAUCAACGGUGUGGGCUAUGCCAUGAUUACCGCGAUGACUGGACAGAGCACUGAACGACAAAUCAUGCGCCACGCCAGGACAUCUUACGAAAAGCACUAUCAGUGCGUCAGAGAGGAAGUGCGUGCACGAUCUGUCCCCUUGCUGGAAUACCGACUUGGAGAGGGCUGGUUGCCGUUGUGCCAAUUCUUAGGCAAAGACAUUCCGCAAGACGCAAACAGUGUGGAAAUACCAUUUCCACAUAUGAACGAGAAGGACAACAUUCAAGCUGUGUUCUCGGUCAUGGCUCGGAAAAGCUUGGGAAACGUGUUGAGAAAUGUCUUCGUUGCUGCAUGCGUCUUGUUCCUGGUUGCUUGGAUCUCUUCCCAGUUGGUGUUCUAGGGGUGCCGAUACAAGAGCUCGAGCUCACUUUUGGAUGAUUAUCUCUCCCUGCAUCAUUGCUAGAAUCGCAUCAUCUUGGGUGGCCCAAUCUUCCCAAGCCUCAGCCAUUUCAUCAAUCUC